CUUGUGACAGCUGGUGCUAAAUAUUUUCCAUAUGUGUGCAAAAAGUUACUUUACGCUUUUCCGAGGAGGUGUGCUUACGCAAUAGUGUUUCUAUUUCUCCUCUGUUCCAGUGCCUUUCAUUUCUGUUAUACUUUGGAAAAUCUAUGCAGAGUGUCAGGGACUUGAGACAGAUAGAAAACACAGGCGUCUGUGUUCUGCAUGAGACGUAUCAUAUCAUCUCAGAUCUGUACAGCAGACCAGAAUGCGAGGACUUUACUCUGCUUUAGUCUUUUUCAUCUUUUUGUCCUGCAUCAGGGCCAAGAAGAUAAGGUGGUGCACACUGUCAGACCCUGAACAGAGGAAGUGUGCAGAACUGGCUAAAGCUCUAGUGGCUGUCCUGCCACCAGCUGCUGUGACAGCUUUUGCCAGACUUUCUUGCAUACGUGCAUCCAGCACGAGUGACUGCAUCGAGAGGAUCAGGGCAAACCGUGCUGAUCUAGUGACACUAGAUGCUGGAGAAGUUUAUUCUGCUGUGAAGCAGUUUGGCCUCAUUGCAGUUGCCAAAGAGAUAUACGCUGAUGGAGGCUGCAUAGUGUCUGUGGCUGUGGUGAGAAACAGCAGCUUGGACAUAAGAUCCCUGCAGGGCCUCCGAAGUUGUCACAGCGGGGUUCGGUGGACGGCUGGAUGGAGUCUUCCACUUGGCUUCCUACUGUCUCGCAACUACCUGAGCUGGUCCAAGGAGCAGCCGCUCAGUCAGGAUGUCGGUAUGUUUUUCAGUGCCAGUUGUAUUCCUGGUGCUGCUGCCAUGGCGCCUCCUCUGUGUGCGCUGUGCCAAGGCCAAAAGUCCUACAUUCGCCAGAAGAAUUACCACUGUGAAACAUCACAUAAUGAGCCCUUCUACAACAGCCAAGGGGCCCUCAGAUGUCUCAGCAGCAGAGCAGGGGAUGUGGCAUUUGUGGACCAUCUAGCUCUGGAAAGUAUUGAAGAGGAUGGGAGAGAUGACUUCAGACUGCUCUGCACAGAUGGUACUCAAGCUCCUCUCAGUCACUACAGAAACUGUAAUCUGGGACGUGGUCCAGGAAGUGGCAUGGUCACCAGGUUCAACUUCCGCAAGAUUGCUCGCAAAUUUUUAGUGACUACGCAGAUGCUGUUUGGAAAAAGAGGAAAAGAAAGAGAACGCUUCCAACUCUUUAACUCAUCCUCUUUUGGAGAAAAUGACCUUCUCUUCAAGGAUGUAACAGAUAAACUGGCAAUUCUAGCAGAAGACAUGGAUGUCAGCCAGGUGCUGGGGCUCGAUUAUGUUGCACUCCUUAAAGGUCUUGGACAUGAAGGAAGCUCACUGGAGGACAGUGUUGUCCGAUGGUGCUGCAUUAGCCACGCAGAACAGAAGAAGUGUGAGCAGUGGGCUCUGAGUAUUAAGUCAGACCCACUGGUGUGUGUCAGAGCCGUCUCACUGGGGGACUGUGUGGAGAAAAUUAAGAGGGAUGAGGUGGAUGCUGUUUCACUUGAUGCCACUCACUCAUUCAUCGCAGGGAAAUGUGGCCUCGUCCCUGUUGUGACAGAGUAUUAUGGAAAAAGAUGUGUACCUGCUGCUGAAGGAUCAACACAUUUAGAAACAGACGUUUUGCCCUCAGUAGUAGGUGUGGCAGUGGCCAAACGCUCCAGUAGAAACAUAUUCAUUGGGAACCUGGGAGGCCGGCGCUCCUGUCACAGCUACAUGUACAGUCCUGCAGGUUGGCUGCUGCCGCACAGAUACACACUGAGCCUGGAUCGGAACAGCAGCUCACCCUGUGACCCAAACCAAGUGUACAGCGAGGUGUUUUGGAAAGGCUGUCUUCCUGGUGCCCGGGGGAAUUUGUGUAAAGUGUGUAUGGGAGGCACUGGGGAGGCUGCAACCAAACGCUGUGCUGAAAACCAUAAUGAGCGUUACUAUGGCAACAUGGGAGCUUUAAGGUGUCUGGUGGGAGAUCCAAGUGGUAAAAGUUAUGGAGAAGUGGCUUUCCUCGAGCAACACAAUCUUCAGACCAACAUUCUCAGUUUGAGUGCCACCGGCUGGGCAGAUGGAUGGACUUCUGCAGACUUUGAGCUGCUGUGUGGGGAUGGUCGUCGGGCCCCGCUGUCGGAGUGGGAGAGCUGUAAUCUGGGUGUCAUCCCACCCAACACCGUCAUGACACGGCCAGUGCUCACAGCACGAGUGUACGACUUCCUGAUGAAGUCACAGGAAACUUUAGCAGCUGGCCCAGAUGCAGACUUCAAGCUUUUUGAGUCGCACCAAUAUGGAGAAAGCGAUUUGCUGUUCAAAGAUGCGACUCAGUGUUUUGUCCACACAAGCCACAUGGACUACCGCUCCAUCCUUGGAGAAGAGUUUUACAAUUACUUAGAAACUGUCUUCAACUGCACACAUUCUGAUAUUUUGGAGUUUUGCAACCAGGACGUGUGCAGCAUAUUCUAAAGGACAUACUAAAGGAGCAGUUUUGCUUGCUACAAAUUGUUGUUGUUUUUUUGGCCAGUUUUAGUGCCUGCAAACCAUCCCUUGUAUCAUCCUGAUAUCAAUUAAAGCACUGAUGCAAGUAUGUUGGAACAGAAAAAUAAUACUGUUGGGAUACAGAUGUAACAUGAAGGUUUGUGUGUGAAAGCAUCUUUCAGUUCAUUGAUAAUAUUAGUGUAUUUGCCGACAAAAUAAAAUGAGAGUAUAACGAUAGCAUUCACAUGUGGUAUGAGCCUGUAAGCCCUACUUUCAUUGGAUUCACUCCAUAGCAGUGCUCGCUAAUGUUGCUAAGUACAUUGCUAACUAUUAACUGUAUAGUUAUUAUAAUAGCCCGAGGCUAGAUGG
This is a messenger RNA of Sphaeramia orbicularis (orbiculate cardinalfish), 2812 nucleotides long. It is a transcript of the gene sxph, whose product is annotated as saxiphilin. The record is from RefSeq and is a predicted model, not a curated record. Gene Ontology annotation, biological process: iron ion transport. Bases 242 to 2431 code for a protein of 729 amino acids. NCBI's taxonomy places the organism in Eukaryota, Metazoa, Chordata, Actinopteri, Kurtiformes, Apogonidae. The transcript has 17 exons. Gene Ontology annotation, cellular component: plasma membrane; recycling endosome; early endosome.